AUGACCAGGACUCGUCGCAAAAGUGUGUUCAAGCCAUGCAUCGACCUCCACGACGGUCAAGUCAAACAAAUUGUGGGAGGCACGCUAUCCGAUAUCGAUCCAGAUGCUCUGAGGACAAAUUUUGUCUCAAGUCAAUCUCCAGCUCAUUAUGCACUAUUAUACAAAGAGAACGCGCUAGAAGGUGGUCAUAUCAUACAACUGGGUCCCGGUAAUGACGAGGCGGCAAGGGCUGCGUUAGCUGCUUGGCCAAAUGCCCUGCAAAUUGGAGGCGGAAUAAAUGAUCAGAAUGCUCGAUCGUGGAUCACUGCAGGAGCUAGCAAGGUUAUUGUCACUUCCUAUCUCUUUCCAAAGGGACAAUUCUCUUUAGAGAGGCUCAAAGCAAUUUCCUCUGCCAUAGGAAAAGAAAGGCUUGUUGUUGAUGUGAGCUGCCGACGUCGAGGCGAGCGAUGGUUGGUCGCGAUGAACAAAUGGCAAGACAUCACAGAUAUGGAGGUUUCACAAGGGUCAUUAAGCCUUUUGUCUGAAUACUGCAGCGAAUUCUUAAUACAUGCUGCGGACGUAGAGGGAUUGUGCCAAGGUAUAGACGAGGAAUUGGUUGCCAGUAAGUUUACCUCUGUCCUUGCACGCUAUCCUUCACAAUUUGGGUUUUUAAGAACUUGCCGAGUGGUGUCAAAUUCCCGUCACGUACGCUGGCGGAGCGAGAUGUCAGCCAUAUCGCCUACAUGAGAGGUUUUGCUACUCACCUUCUUAUAGGCAUAUCAGAUUUAGACUUGGUUGACAGACUGUCUGACGGGAAAGUGGAUUUGACUUAUGGAAGGUGAGUUGCACAACUGGCCAUCCCUCGGGUGAUUAUAUUCUUCGCCAGUUCUCUAGACAUUUUCGGAGGGACAUUUGUCAAGUUUUCGGAAUUGGUAGAGAGAAGCCACAGACAGAAUCUCGUAUCGUAAAUUAUUUUGGCGCGUUGGAUGUGUUUACGAAGACAAACCAUGAUUACGUAAUUUACUUCCCAUCUGCGUGGGAACGACUAUGCAGUUGGAAAAUAAGGUUUUGCCC
Marasmius oreades (fairy-ring Marasmius) is the source of this 1053-nucleotide messenger RNA. RefSeq lists its product as uncharacterized. Gene Ontology annotation, biological process: L-tryptophan biosynthetic process; L-histidine biosynthetic process. Gene Ontology annotation, molecular function: 1-(5-phosphoribosyl)-5-[(5-phosphoribosylamino)methylideneamino]imidazole-4-carboxamide isomerase activity. Gene Ontology annotation, cellular component: cytoplasm. The record is from RefSeq and is a predicted model, not a curated record. NCBI's taxonomy places the organism in Eukaryota, Fungi, Basidiomycota, Agaricomycetes, Agaricales, Marasmiaceae. The coding region runs from base 1 to 726 and encodes 241 amino acids. The transcript has 7 exons.